CAGAUAAACCCCAUAAUUUUUUUCUUGGAACAAGCAGGUUCACACAGCAAAACAAAACAACUCUGAAAUUCUGAUGUUGAGCCGUUCCCAAUUCCCUCAACUUUGAAGUCACCUGAAAGGUUCCAGAGCUUCCUAGCUCAUGGCUAUUGGGUCUAGACUAUGUUGGCAGCAGUAGCAACAAGUUUCCUUAAUCUCUUCGCAAAAACAGAACCAAAAAGGGUUUAAGGUUGCUCUUUUCUGUUGAAUAAGAUGCCAGCUUUGAUAUCAGCUAAGUUUUUUUCCCUUGUUGGAGGGUCAUUCCCAAUGAGAAGGGUUUUGGCCAAUUCUAGGUUUGCUUGGUUUCACAGUAGUGUCCAUUGUAUGAGCAAGUUGGAACCCCAUCAUGGUUCUCUCACUCUUUCUAGCAUUGAUGUUCAAAGUGAAGUUGACCCCAAGAACAGAACCAAAUUGAAUAAGCCUUAUAAGGCAUUGAGUUCCUCCUCUGAGUCCCUCAAGAACAAAGGAAAGCCCUUUGGUAAUAAUGAGAGGAAACCAGUUAGGGUUUUAGAUAAACAGCAAAUAGAGUCUGCCCCUUUUGCUGCAGAGUCAUUUUCGGAACUUGGCCUUCCGAAUGUGUUGAUUGACAGGCUGGAAAAUGAGGGUUUCACCGUUCCAACAGAGGUUCAGUCUGCUGCAGUUCCUACCAUUCUGAAGGACCAUGAUGUCAUCAUUCAGUCUUACACUGGUUCAGGGAAAACAUUGGCUUAUCUCCUUCCUAUAUUAUCUGCUAUCGGGCCACUAAGGAACAAAGUUCCUCAAGGCAGUGGUGAAGGUGGUGAUUCUGGGAAGAAAUUGGGAAUUCAAGCACUGAUUGUUGCUCCUUCUAGGGAGCUUGGAAUGCAGAUUGUGAGGGAAUUUGAAAAGAUACUAGGAAUGGAUAACAAGAAGGCGGUUCAGCAGCUAGUGGGAGGCGCGAAUCGAACCCGGCAGGAAGAAGCUCUCAAGAAAAACAAACCUGCCAUUGUUGUCGGGACUCCUGGUAGGAUAGCUGAGCUCAGUGCAGCCGGGAAGCUUCACACCCAUGGAUGUCGUUUUUUAGUAUUAGAUGAAGUUGAUGAACUCUUGUCCUUCAAUUUCCGGGAAAACAUGCACCGGAUAAUAGAGCAUGUAGGGAGAAGAUCAGGUGCAGGUGCAGACCCAAACUCGAAUGCUGAAAGGGCUGUGCGCCAGUUAAUUAUGGUUUCUGCAACUGUGCCAUUUUCUGUUGUAAGAGCAGCUAGGAGCUGGGGUUGUGACCCACUUCUUGUCCGAGCUAACAAAGUUGUCCCACUUGAAACCGUGUCUCCUGCUGAGCCUAUCAAAUUGUCAAUAUCUUCACCCAGCUCCAGUGCUAACUCAUCCAUGCAAACUCAGGCAGCAGUUGAGAGUCUACCUCCAGCGUUGAAGCACUAUUACUGCGUUGUUAGGUUGCAGCACAAGGUUGAUACAUUGAGAAGGUGUAUUCAUGCGCUGGAUGCCAAAUAUGUGAUAGCUUUCAUGAACCAUACUAAGCAGCUAAAGGAUGUUGUUUUCAAGCUGGAGGCCCGUGGAAUGACAGCCACAGAGUUACAUGGGGAUCUUGGGAAGCUUGCGAGGUCAACAACUCUGAAGAAAUUCAAGAAUGGUGAGGUGAGAGUUCUGGUGACAAAUGAAUUAUCUGCAAGGGGUCUGGAUGUGGCAGAAUGUGAUCUUGUGGUUAAUCUGGAAUUACCUACGGAUUCAAUUCACUAUGCUCACCGGGCUGGCCGAACUGGUCGGCUUGGUAGGAAUGGAACAGUGCUAACUAUAUGCGAAGAGCCUGAAGUUUUUGUUGUGAAGAAAUUGCAGAAGCAGCUUGGAAUACCAAUACCAUGUUGUGAUAUUACAGAGGGAAAGCUGGUUGUCACUGAAGAAGAGAAAGUACUAAGUCCUUCUUGAAGAUGAGGUGUUACAAUUUUGCAACUUUUUAGGUUGACAAUGCCGUUUCCAUGUUCCCUGUAUUAUUCUCCAUUGAGGUUUCCUUUCUCUCUUUAUAUUUUUAAUGGACCUGAUGUUUUUUAAUUUAUUUAUAUGCAUCAAAGCUAUAUUUAGGGGAUUGCUUCUUUACCUGUUUUACUAAUUAACAGCUUGAGUACUCAUUGAAAACAUGCAUUGUAGUUUACAUUUGAAGUUGAAUAUAAUAGGUAUGUUCUGUCAA
Lotus japonicus is the source of this 2194-nucleotide messenger RNA. Its product is annotated as DEAD-box ATP-dependent RNA helicase 47, mitochondrial-like. The record is from RefSeq and is a predicted model, not a curated record. The transcript has 2 exons. NCBI's taxonomy places the organism in Eukaryota, Viridiplantae, Streptophyta, Magnoliopsida, Fabales, Fabaceae. The coding region runs from base 250 to 1935 and encodes 561 amino acids. Gene Ontology annotation, molecular function: ATP binding; RNA binding; RNA helicase activity.